This is a messenger RNA of Epinephelus moara (kelp grouper), 1081 nucleotides long. Its product is annotated as polyisoprenoid diphosphate/phosphate phosphohydrolase PLPP6-like. The record is from RefSeq and is a predicted model, not a curated record. NCBI's taxonomy places the organism in Eukaryota, Metazoa, Chordata, Actinopteri, Perciformes, Serranidae. Gene Ontology annotation, molecular function: sphingosine-1-phosphate phosphatase activity. The coding region runs from base 107 to 907 and encodes 266 amino acids. The transcript has 3 exons.
GCAGGAUGUUUUGCGUCUGAGCGCAGCAGGAUUAAAGUGUUAACUGGACACAGGUGGUCGAUAGAGAAGGGCGGAUACAUUACUGUGGACACUUGGUCAAACGAAAAUGUCCUCACCACCGUUCAGACGGAAUAGUUGCCGUGGAGCUGCGUGUGGAAGCCGGGCAUCAUCUGAGUGCCAUGUCCGCCGCCGGGGCUCCAGCUGUUCCUACUUUUCCCCCGGAGCGCAGUCUGAGGACUUUUCCGUCAGUCUGAGCCAGCCGAUAUUCACUAUAACGCUCCGGUUUCUGCUGGCGAUAGACCUGUGGCUGUCCAAGAGGCUCGGGAUGUGCGCCUGUGAGGAGUCUCCAUGGGGCAGCAUACGGCCCCUGGUGCGGCUGCUGGAGUUCUCCGGUCAUGUCAUCCCGUGGCUCAUCGGCACUAUAUACACCCUGCUCCACGGAGAGAGUGUGGAGGAGCAGGAGAUCAUGCUGAAUCUGGCCCUGGCUCUGUUAUUGGACCUGCUGUUAGUCAGAGCUGUGAAGACUGUGGUCAGACGGCGCAGGCCCGCCCAGAACCGCUCUGACAUCCUCUCCGCCUUCUUCGUGGAGCGCUACUCCUUCCCCUCGGGCCAUGCCACACGGGCGGCCAUGUGUGCCCGCUUCCUCCUCGCCCAGCUAGUGGACACAGCCUCCAUGCGGGUCCUAGUAGUAGGUUGGGCCGCUCUGGUGAGCCUGUCCCGGCUGCUGCUCGCCAGACACUAUGUGACAGACGUGGGCUUUGGCUUGGCUAUGGGUUACUGCCAGUAUAGUCUAGUGGAGAGGUUGUGGGUGACCUGGGACUGCCUGCAGGACCUGCUGCUCCUGCGACUGACGGAGAGGCUCAACAGGGCUUAUGAUGGACUCUGGAUGGCAGAUUGGAAACAUUAGAGAGAAUGAAGAGGACAUUUUGAAAUGGAUGGUUCGGGUAGUCACUGGCAGGUUGUAGCAUAUCCCAUAAAGAUGCACAUGUAGCGUGUUUGCACAGUGUUGAUGAUGCGUGGACGAGUUCUUACAAUGCUGAAACCAAAGUUGAAUUCAAUAGGAGCCUUUUUUUCUUAAUAA